AUGCGAUCAGAACACGAGACAUUUUUGAUUAUGUUCGUUUUUCGUGAUGAUGUAAUUUUUCAUUAUAACAUGAUGUUUUUUAAUUAAUAUUUUUAUAUGUUAUAUAGAAAUUGAAAUAAAAAUGUCAAAUUCGCUUGUAAGAAAAGGACUUGAGUUAAUGGGUUGUGAAAAAAGCAUAAAACAAGAAAGAAAGAAAAGAAAACAUAUAAAGUAUAAAGGUACACUGGAUCUAAUCCCUCCAAAACACAGGAUAUUAUCUAAAAAUGAUAAAACAGAUCUUGGUACAAUUUUUGGACGAUCAAGUAAAAUAACUGUCUAUGAAACUCAAAAAAAAUUAGCUGCACAAAAAGAUUCUACAGAUAAAAAUAUACAGAAACUUUUAAUACUUAGUAAUAAUCGUAUUGAUCCAAAUACAACAAAUAAGUUAUUAGAGAGAGCCUUGAAAAAGAAAUAUAUUCCAAAAGUAAAGAAACCUAAAGAAUCUGAAACUACUGCAUUUACUGAAGAAGAUUUCAAAAAGUUUGAGAAAGAAUAUAUGGAUCAAUAAUAAGUAAAUUGUAUUUUUAUUAAAUAAAUUGUAUUUCCUAAAUUAUCUUAGAUAAACAAGAUUAAGAAAAAAUAUUAUUAAAUUCACUUAAUAAAUUUUAUUUGAUACUA
Molecule: messenger RNA, 657 nt
Organism: Apis mellifera (honey bee)
Lineage: Eukaryota; Metazoa; Arthropoda; Insecta; Hymenoptera; Apidae
Product: active regulator of SIRT1
Exons: 4
Coding region: 122-547 (141 amino acids)
Cellular component (GO): nucleolus
Molecular function (GO): enzyme binding
Source: RefSeq, a predicted model, not a curated record